Molecule: messenger RNA, 384 nt
Organism: Microthlaspi erraticum
Lineage: Eukaryota; Viridiplantae; Streptophyta; Magnoliopsida; Brassicales; Brassicaceae
Source: the annotation of a GenBank genome assembly
AUGUUAAUAUAUGUGUAUAUCAACAACGUGUUCCAUGUCUCUCAGUUGAAACCCGCCUUAGGCUCUGGUCAUCAGAUAUCAUCACUUCCGGAUUCUUUUGCCCAGAGGUCUGAGUUGAUUGUAGAACCAGAAGCGGUUUUGGAGACACGUUAUGAUAAUGGAGGACAUUUGGAAGCCUUGGUGCAAUGGAAGGGUCUUCCUGCACAUGAAACGACGUGGGUUCGUGCAUCGGAGUUGCUUAAGGAGUUUCCUGAACUUGAGGACAAGCUUUGUCUUGACGAGGGGGGUAAUGUUAGACUGCUUAACCGGUUUGUGAGGAGAAGGAAGAAGGUUGGUUUAGCAAUUACCGGAAAUGACGAGUCUCUCAUUCAGCCAGAGGGUUAG